CAGAUUGGCGGCUGCUACGACGAACGCAGGCAAGGUCGAGCUAAAAGUCAUCCCUAGGGCACGUGGUUUUUCACCAGCUGCAUCUGCUGCUAUAGCCAUGGUUGCCGGCGUGGAAGCUCUCGUUGACCCGACCGCGCUCUCCCUCGCCCUGCCGAUGCCAACGCCGGCGCUCAAGGAGGAGGACUACCUCGCCAUCUGCCUCGCUGCGCUCGCCGGCACGCGAGGGACCGGCCUCAAGCCGGCCGGGUUCGGGCAGCACGGGAAGUGGUGCCCGCAGCCCAUCGCCGCGCCACCGCCGCCGCCAGCGCGGGAGGAGGAGCUCCGGUUCCGGUGCGCGGUCUGCGGGAAGGCCUUCGCGUCGUACCAGGCGCUCGGCGGCCACAAGUCCAGCCACCGCAAGCCGCCCACGGAGCAGCAGCGCGCCGCCGCUCUUGCUGCCGCCGCUGCGCAGGCGGCGGCGUCCGCGGGCGGGCUCGACGAGACGGCGCCGGGGCCGCACCGGUGCACCAUCUGCCGGCGGGGCUUCGCCACGGGGCAGGCGCUCGGCGGCCACAAGCGCUGCCACUACUGGGACGGGAUGUCGGUGUCCGUCUCAGUAUCCGCGUCCGGGACGACGGGAUCGUCGGGCGUCACCGUGAGGGACUUUGACCUCAACCUGGCGCCACUGCCGGAGAGCUACGCCGGGAUGAAGAGGUGGGCCGAGGAGGAGGAGGUGCAGAGUCCACUGCCGAUCAAGAAGCGCAGGAUGUUGAUUGACUGAUCUGAUCAAUCUCGUGUCGAUCCGUUCAUGUAAAAAUGAUCUAGGCAAUCAUUGAUUCGUUAAUUUGUUCAAUUCAUUUUUUGAACACAAAUCUGUUUGA
Messenger RNA from Setaria italica (foxtail millet), 860 nucleotides. RefSeq names its product zinc finger protein 1. The coding region runs from base 98 to 760 and encodes 220 amino acids. The record is from RefSeq and is a predicted model, not a curated record. Gene Ontology annotation, molecular function: DNA-binding transcription factor activity. The transcript has a single exon. Lineage: Eukaryota; Viridiplantae; Streptophyta; Magnoliopsida; Poales; Poaceae.